Molecule: messenger RNA, 720 nt
Organism: Schistosoma rodhaini
Lineage: Eukaryota; Metazoa; Platyhelminthes; Trematoda; Strigeidida; Schistosomatidae
Source: the annotation of a GenBank genome assembly
AUGAUGGCAUCAUCCAUUAACAUCUUGAAAGCCGACUCUGUUCUUCGUCUCAGUACUUUUUUAAAACGUUGGAAACCCGCAUGGCUAGUUCUUUAUGGGAAUGGUGAACUGCGAUACUUUGAAAGUAAGGAUGAUUAUGUAGCGAAAGCGACUAUUAAUGUUCCACGAGUUUGCAGGGAAAUUCUGUCUGGUCAUCGAAAUAUCGAUCCACCUAAAGAUCGUUCUAGCGAGUGCAUUUUCGGCCUCAGGACAGAUGAAUCUGACUGGUAUUUCUGCGCCCAGUCACCUGAUGAUGCAGUGGUAUGGCGUCUUGCUUUAUCUGAAGUAAAAGGAAUGUCCAUCCCUCGUUAUCGAGUUCGUAUGCCACCUCCAGAAGCUCCACCACCAGGUUAUACAGAUGGCACAAACUACUAUCAAUACGCAUGUCCUGCUGAAACCACAGUUCCUUUAUAUCAAGCUUCUGGAGGAAUACGGGAAGUACCUAUUAUAUAUCGUGGUUCAGAUGGUCAAUAUAUAAUGCCUCGACAAAUUAUUGAACAUCCUGAUGGAUCACGUACAAUUAUACUUGGUGAUGGUAAUGAAGUUCCAUGUCAUUGUCGACAUGGUUAUUAUUGUGGUUGUGGUUAUGGUUAUAGUGUUGGUGAUGCAGCUUUAUUAGGUAUAGCAGCUAGUACAUUGAUGUGGUCUCCUUUCUUAUGGUCACCAUUUUUUUGGUGUUAA